Molecule: messenger RNA, 517 nt
Organism: Chironomus riparius
Lineage: Eukaryota; Metazoa; Arthropoda; Insecta; Diptera; Chironomidae
Source: the annotation of a GenBank genome assembly
GAAGAGAACAGACGUGUUUUAGUGAAAAUUAAAUUUUAUUAAGUAAAAUAUUGAUAAAAUGGCAGGAAAGAAAGCAGUUGGUAAGGCAAAAAAGACCAUUAAGAUUAACAAGUCGUUGACUGGAAAGAAAAAUAGAAAGGCUCGCAAAGAAUCUUACAGCAUCUAUAUUUUCAAAGUAUUAAAGCAGGUUCAUCCAGAUGUUGGCAUUUCAGCAAAAGCAAUGAGCAUCAUGAAUAACUUUGUUAAUGAUGUUUUCGAUCGUCUUAUUGGCGAAAGCCUCACUUUGGCUCAUUACAAUAAGCGUCAUACAAUCACUAGUCGUGAGAUCCAAACAGCUUCUCGCCUGUUAUUGCCAGGGGAAUUGGGCAAGCACGGCGUAUCUGAAGGAACCAAAGCUGUAACAAAGUAUAUUCAAACCUCAACAGUUUAAGAAAAUAAGAUUAAUUAAGUAAUAACUAUAUUGUGAACAUUAUGAAGGAAUAACAAUAAAAAAGAUACUUUUCCUUAUUCAAAAUAA